AUGAGUUGUCUGACGAUUAUAUGUCCGAACGCUAAACGGGUUCAAGUUAAAACUACUCCUAUGAUGCUGAUAAGACAAGUGCUCGAAGAAGCUUGUCUCAAAAGUGGAUUCGAAGUGAACAGGCACCGCCUUCAGACUCAGUCUCGAAAGCCCAUUGAUCCAUCUUUACCGUUUCGGCUCUCUGGAAUCCCUAACAAUGCUACCCUUGAAAUGAUUCAAAAAGAAGCUUCAUCAGAAAAUGCUAUGAUUGAUUUAGCUAUUCAAUCUGGAUCAGGCGCUCGCCAUCAGAAAAAAGUCAAUGUGAAAGUUAUGCUUCUAGAUGUUCUCAAAGAUUUCACUGCUGAAUUUGGAGAAGAUCUGGCGACUACAGUCGAUGGGUCCGUUCCAUGCGUCGUUUACAUGAACAAGCGGUAUACGGGCGCUGAAUUGGCUGUAAAUUCUCUGUCAAGUCUAGGAGUUUCAACUGGAAAAUGUCUCAUCAGAUACAUGCGCGUUAAGCUGAACGCCGAGGAGCUCUCCGCAAUGGAAACAAGAUUGAAAGAGGAAAUGGAUCGCAAGAAGGCUAUGGAUGCGAAUUUCUCCAAGUUGAAAGCAGAGAAUGAGGAAAGAAAUCGUUUGGAACAGUUGAGACAGGAAGCCUUUGAUAAAGAUAAGGAUGAAAGAAAGAAAAGAGAGGAAGAGCAACUAAAAGCGAUCAUACCAGAAACAAAUGCACCUGAAAACGUCGAAAUCGAUACAUCUGGACCACAGAAUCGUGAUGUUCUUCGAGAAGUGCCUCAACAAGAUCCUAACUCGUGGUCUUUCGAUGGACCUGCAUUCUCACGUCCAGCUCAGCAAAAUACGAUGAGGUUGGAGGAAUUGAAUCGGCUUCUUGAACGUACAAACAACUCGUUGGAAAGCUCUUCUCAUGAGUCCAGAAUGGAUGCGAUGGUGAAUGCUUUGGCCGAUGGAGGUAGAAUCACUCUCGCGGAGGUUCGCACACGAGCUGACAUCGCAAUGGAACAGGAACAAGAAGUUGCUGAAGUUUUUGGAGACUCUUGUGACAGACAGGCGGUGAUCUUCAAGAAAGGAUCGAAAGUACAAGCAGAAGAACCGAUGGAGACGGAAGAGUUUUUUGAAGUUGGAUUGGAUGAUGUUCGAAAUAUGCAGAAAGACCUUCGCAAAGCUGUGCGUGAUCAAACCCAGGCCAGCUUCGUCUCAAAGGAUUACUUGGUCAAGAAAAACAGGCAAUUAAAAAUUGAUGCGUACAAACAUACCGUGGUCCGUGUGAAUGUCGGUGAACACAUUCUGCAAGCUUGCUUCAACACCAAUGAGCAAAGUUAUAAGCUGGAUGUCUUUUUGAAAAGUGUGUUCAAAAGAUCUGACUGGAAGCUGAUGUUCACCAACAUGAAAGUUGUCACAAGUGAAGUUAAGAAUUUUGUGGACUUGGAACUUGCACCAAAGUCAACUCUUAUUGCUACAUUUGGAGGUCAAACUGUUAAUGCAGCUGAUGUUGUCCAAAAUGUCAGUGAAGUGAGACAAGAGGAGGCGGAUAGAAUCGCAUCGCAAUGGCUCUCCAUUAAUAAAACAUUCAUACCAUUCAACUCGACUGUUAACGAUGAUCGUAAACAAAAGCGAACAACUACGGAUUCUACUUUCUCAGCCCCAAGUUCUGGUCCUCCUGCGAAAUCAGCAAUGCCAAAAUGGUUGCAGACUGGCAGAAAAUGA
Caenorhabditis briggsae is the source of this 1707-nucleotide messenger RNA. Bases 1 to 1707 code for a protein of 568 amino acids. The transcript is spliced from 5 exons. The record is from RefSeq and is a predicted model, not a curated record. Lineage: Eukaryota; Metazoa; Nematoda; Chromadorea; Rhabditida; Rhabditidae.